Messenger RNA from Parnassius apollo (apollo), 468 nucleotides. Lineage: Eukaryota; Metazoa; Arthropoda; Insecta; Lepidoptera; Papilionidae. The record is from the annotation of a GenBank genome assembly.
AUGAACAGCAGCGGCCAACUGUUGCUUAGUUUUUGUGCACAAUUAGAUCUUGCUAUUACAAAUACUAUGUUCAGAUUACCUGCCAAGUACAAGGCAACGUGGAUGCACCCCAGAUCGAAGCAUUGGCGCCUUAUCGAUUACGCUAUCGUGCGUCAAAAAGACAUCUCUCAAGUCCUAGUCACCCGUGUCAUGCGUGGUGCUCACUGUUGGACUGAUCACAGGCUUGUUGUUAUUAAAUUAAGUCUUCGUCUUCCACGUCCUUGUAGAUCUGAAAGAUCUAAACAGAUACGUCUGAACCUUGAACGACUCCAAGAUACUAACACGAGGGCUAAAUAUGCCGAAACCUUGAGCACUGCUCUGCAGCCCCUCGACCUAAAAUCAGGUGAGAUCAAUACUGUCUGGGAGUCUCUAUCUUCUACUGUUCUCGACACUGCCAAAGGUAUGAGAGUUCGAAAACAUGAGGACUAG